GCAGGCAGCGGCUCUCGCUUUCCUGCUUGCUAGUAGCUUUCCCAUCGCACCCCACCGCGCGCUUUGUCCAGAGCCAUAUGUGUCCUUCGCGUGCACCCGUUAGUUACCCAUACCGGCCUCUCCUCCUCGUCCCUGACCCUGCCUGUCUUUCCCUCUCUGCUCGCGGCAAGAUCCACAUGCAGUAGGAGUUGUAGUAGUUUGGCGGCCUUUGUGUGUUGCUGCUACCGUUGUUUCGGCUUUCAAAUCAGGAACAACGACAGAUCCGAGGCUUUCUCGAAUCGGGCAGGUCCAUCAAAUCGCAAGUUAGCCAGCCCAGGCAGCUAGCUACCCAUCAAAUCACUCAUCAAAUCAAAGGAGACCAAAAGGAUAUCCCUGGCUCCUGCCUCCUCUCCUGCUAGUCGUAUAAAAUUCCCAUUUCCACACCGCUCCCUCGCUUCCAAGCUUCCUCGGUCUCUCGCUCCACAAAGCUAGCUUCCUUCGAUCCGCUCCUUACCCUAGCUAGAUCAAGCAAGGUGAGGAGGAGCCACACAUACAUAUACUGUUUGACUCCUCGUUGAUCGACAGCCUCGGCGCGUCAGGUGGAAGCUGCUACAUUCGGUAGAAAUCAUGAUGUCGUCCUCGUCCUCCUCGUCGGCCGCCUUCACGCUGGACCACCUCGCGCCGUCCCCCACCGAGCAGCUCUGCUACGUGCACUGCAACUGCUGCGACACCAUCCUCGCCGUCGGCGUGCCGUGCAGCAGCCUGUUCAAGACGGUGACGGUGCGCUGCGGCCACUGCGCCAACCUGCUCUCCGUCAACCUCCGCGGCCUCCUUCUUCCACCCGCGCCGCCGCCGGCCAACCAGCUCAACUUCGGCCACUCCUUGCUUUCCCCCACAUCCCCCCAUGGCCUCUUGGACGAAUUCGCGAUCCAGACGCCGAGCCUAUUUCUGGACCAGGCGACGAGCGCCAACCUGAGCGGCAUCACGGGCCGCGGCAACAGCAGCUGCGCCAGCAACGUGCCGGCCGUGCUGAUGCCGGCGGCGAAGCCCGUGCCGCAGGAGCCGGAGCUGCCCAAGAGCGCCCCGUCGGUGAACAGGCCUCCGGAGAAGCGGCAGAGAGUCCCGUCGGCGUACAACCGGUUCAUCAAGGACGAGAUUCAGCGCAUCAAGGCCGGCAACCCGGACAUCACCCACCGGGAGGCGUUCAGCGCAGCGGCAAAGAAUUGGGCCCAUUUCCCUCACAUCCAUUUCGGCCUCAUGCCGGAUCAAGGCCUCAAGAAGACCUUCAAGCCUCAGGAUGGCGCCGAAGACAUGGUUCUAAAGGAUAGUCUCUAUGCAGCGGCGGCCGCGGCAGCAGCAGCAGCCAACAUGGGUGUCACUCCGUUCUAGCUAGCUAGCUAGGCAUGCUAGCUCCAGCUUCCAAGUUCUUGUCACGCAGUAGUGGCCAUCGCACUUGUGCUUGUUCUAGGGUUUCGUCUCAGACCUUGAUCUCAAUAUCGCGUGUCGUUUAACUAGAGUACUUUUUACUGUGUGAGUAGAAAUGGAGAAUCAAGCUAGAGUAUCUAGGUUUCUGUGAUCCUCUAGGUACAGACUUGUCUUCCCUAUUUCCAUCUCCUUUUGUUUUUGCUGUUUUUCUCCUCCUUGUUUCUGUUCAUGGACCUAUUGGUCCUCUUCACCUGUAGAGAAGUCGCUGUGUGUUCCUGCCUGAUUGUGUCUGCUCUCUGCUCAAGAACAUGUUUUACCAUGGACAGCUAGCACAGCAUCUAGUGAAUCUAGCAAUGCCGGCGUGCUUUCUCUUUG
Molecule: messenger RNA, 1779 nt
Organism: Phragmites australis (common reed)
Lineage: Eukaryota; Viridiplantae; Streptophyta; Magnoliopsida; Poales; Poaceae
Product: protein YABBY 4
Exons: 7
Coding region: 607-1368 (253 amino acids)
Biological process (GO): cell fate commitment; multicellular organism development; regulation of leaf development
Cellular component (GO): nucleus
Source: RefSeq, a predicted model, not a curated record